AUGGCGCCGAGGGCUGCCGAGUCCAUGCGAAUAGCUGUUCGUCCGCGCCGAGCCAGGAAUCGAGUUAAGGUGAAAAAUCCUCAAAAAUUGACCCAAGAUGAAUUAGCGGCUAUAGCCCAAGUUAUAUGUGAUACGGAUACCGAGGAAGAAGUUGGAGGAGAAGGAGAUUCUGAUGGAAGUGAACAAGUAGAGGAAGAAGCACACAAUUCGGAUUCAGAACAAGAAAUAAGCAAACUAGAAGAAGUGGAUGAAGUGGAUGUUGAUCAAAGUAGUUCUGAUUCUGAAGAUAUCCUGCUCUCGGUGUUAGCGGCCAAUAAACAAGAUAAGUAUAUUGGCAAAGACAAAAAGACUAUUUGGUAUAAAAAUUAUCCCAUGAGUAAAUCCAGCAAGUCCAAAAUAAAAAACAUUAUAAAAAUACUACCAGGGCCAAAGCAAUGCGCACGUGACAUAACCGAUGAGACAAGUGCGUUUUCGAAAAUUUUUGAUGAUGAAAUGAUUGAACAUAUUAUUCACUGUACUAAUUUAGAAAUUUCAAGAGUUAGGGAAAACUAUGAUCGAGAACGAGACGCAAAGGACGUUACAAAAACGGAAAUGCUGGCUUUUAUAGGCUUACUGUUUUUAUCUGGAUCUAAAAAGCAAAACCACACCCAUUUUUUGGAAUUAUGGACAAAAGACGGUACCGGAUCAGAAAUAUUUCGAGCUUGCAUGAGUUAUCAAAGGUUUCUUUUUCUGCUGGCAAAUAUUCGAUUUGAUGACAAAACAACAAGGCAUGAACGCAAGAAAAUAGAUAAAUUGGCCGCAGUGCGGUACGUUUUAGAUAAAUUUGUAAGUAAUUGCAAAAAAACUACUCUAUGGGCGAAUUUAUGA
Messenger RNA from Acanthoscelides obtectus, 867 nucleotides. The record is from the annotation of a GenBank genome assembly. Lineage: Eukaryota; Metazoa; Arthropoda; Insecta; Coleoptera; Chrysomelidae.